AAGUUUAUUUCCGUCGACACCCCAAAAAAAAAAAAUCCCCACCCGAUUUCUCUCUUUUUUUUUUCCUCCUCUUCCGCGAGCUCUUCCCCCCUCUCUUCUCUCUUUUUCUCCCCUCUCCCCGGGGAAACGCGGCGGCCGCCGAUCCCGAUCCCCCCCACCGCCGCCGCCGCCCGAUCCGACCAAAUCCCCACUACGCGUCCCAAUUCCGGGCCAAUUCGACCCCCCGAGCGACCGCCAUCUACUCACCUCCCGAUCGAUUCGGAUCCCCAAUCUAGCGGGCGCGGGGCGGGGCGGGGAGGCGGGAUUGGGCUAGGGUUUUGUGGGGGAUUGGUGUAUUGGAUUAGGUGAUGGCGGAGAAGGGAUGCCUCAAGCGCCUCCAGAAGGAGUACCACUCGCUCUGCAAGGAGCCGCCGCCGCAGAUCGUGGCUCGCCCGCUGCCCAACGACAUAUUGGAGUGGCAUUUUGUACUUGAAGGUAGUGCUGGCACACCAUUUGAAGGUGGAUAUUAUUACGGGAAACUCAAAUUUCCACCUGAUUACCCUUUUAAGCCUCCAAGCAUCAGCAUGACAACUCCUAGCGGAAGGUUUGCCCCUCACAAAAGAAUAUGCCUAUCAAUGAGUGACUUUCAUCCGGAAUCUUGGAAUCCUAUGUGGUCUGUGGCAAGCAUUCUCACGGGCCUCCUUUCAUUCAUGAUGGAUGAUGCUCUGACAACUGGAAGCAUCAGGAGUACAGAGGGGGAAAAGAGACGUUUAGCAAAGGCUUCCCUUGCCUACAACUGUGAGAGCAAAAAUUGCCCUCACUUCAGGAAAAUGUUUCCAGAGUACGUCGAGAAAUACAACCAACAGAAACAGAUGGAGCAAACCGUAGCGGAACCAGAAACUCAAGAGAACCCUGCCCCAGCUCCAUCUCCUGCGGUCCAACAACAGGCUGCAGUAGUAGCCAAUAAGGCGAAACCUGCGGCGGAGGCCGCAGGCGAGCAGAAGCAGAAGAAGCGAGUGCCCUUCUGGAUGAUGCUGGUUAUGUUUUCUGUUUUUGGUGCGGUGAUGGCCUUGCCCCUGAUGCAACUCUGACAAAUAAAAUAAAAAGAGGCUAUAAAAGUGUGAUACCGGGGGGUAAUUUUUGUAUAGUUUUCCCAAGGUUUGCGUAACUCGAUUCUUCUGUGGACUCUCUUCACUUUGGUGAUGGUAAAAUCUGUAGAACCAUAUCCUCUCUUUACAGAAUCUACAGAACAGCUUUGUUUGAGUCGUAGA
This is a messenger RNA of Oryza sativa Japonica Group (Japanese rice), 1250 nucleotides long. Its product is annotated as ubiquitin-conjugating enzyme E2 34. The record is from RefSeq and is a predicted model, not a curated record. NCBI's taxonomy places the organism in Eukaryota, Viridiplantae, Streptophyta, Magnoliopsida, Poales, Poaceae.